Molecule: messenger RNA, 1701 nt
Organism: Neltuma alba
Lineage: Eukaryota; Viridiplantae; Streptophyta; Magnoliopsida; Fabales; Fabaceae
Product: SNF1-related protein kinase regulatory subunit beta-2-like
Exons: 4
Coding region: 551-1405 (284 amino acids)
Molecular function (GO): protein binding
Source: RefSeq, a predicted model, not a curated record
GGGGGAUGAUAAUAGCGCAUCUCCUCUCAGUGGCUUCCUGGGUCCUUCACCGUUGAUGGGAAGAACAGAAAGUGGCGGUGUCUGUGUGCAGAGCAAGAGGUAGAGUGAGGAAUUGAGGAAGAAAGCAAAUAGCAUCUGGAACCAAAUUAAAGGGCAAAGAGAAAAAGACUCCGUCAAUAUGAUGACGUGACGACCAUCCCCACUACGCCCAACAUCAUUGGGCCACCAUUCGAUCUUCCAAACUCGUCGGAGAAUAUCAUAAUUACCCUACACUUUCUUCUCAGUGAUGCUUAAGUGCUUCUUAAAGGAACAAGUUUCGAUUUUUCUCUCUUGUAAUCCCAUAUAAUUUUUCACAACCAGAAGGGGAAAAAAAAAAUUCUCUAGAUGGGCAUCUGUCGGAAUUGGACCCGUAUCUGCUGAUUUUCCUCUUUCGAUUUCUUCAAUUCGUAGUGGGUUCUCUCGGGAGAAUCGUAUCGGAAUAUUUUAUUAGUGGGUUCUUUCAGUUUCUGUUUUCCCCCCCUUUUUAUAGCUCUUUGAAGUAGUAAUAACGAUGGGAAAUGUGAAUGCGAGAGAAGAUGGGAAUGGAAGUCCCUCGGGGGCCGAAGAAGAAGGUGGAGGCAGUGGCAGUGUACAGGAGGCCAUUUCCGCAACGAAUAACGUGUCUUCUGAGUUGAUGGGUCAAUCGCCCCCCACAAGCCCUAGAGCUACCCAAUCUCCAUUGAUGUUCGCUCCGCAAGUUCCAGUGGUUCCACUUCAAAGACCUGAUGAAAUGCAAGCCCCGACUCAUUCUUGGAUGCAAGCUUCUCCAGCAUAUGAAGAUAUAUGCAAUGAACAAGGAAUUCCAACGAUGAUUACUUGGAGUUAUGAUGGGAAAGAAGUAGCUGUGGAGGGAUCAUGGGAUAAUUGGAAAACAAGAAUGCCCAUGCAAAGAUCCGGGAAAGACUUCACUAUAAUGAAGGUACUGGCAUCUGGUGUUUACCAGUACAGAUUCCUAGUUGAUGGACAGUGGAGGUAUGCUCCUGACCUGCCCUGGGCUCAAGAUGAUGCUGGCAAUGCCUACAACAUCUUAGACUUACAGGAUUAUGUUCCUGAAGACAUUGGAAGUAUUUCUGGUUUUGAACCUCCUCAGUCACCAGAAUCAAGUUAUAGCAACUUACAACUUGGUUCUGAAGACUAUGCAAAGGAGCCACCCUUGGUUCCCCCACACUUGCAAAUGACUUUGCUCAAUGUGCCUGCUACUAAUAUGGAAAUUCCACCUCCUUUGUCAAGACCUCAACAUGUGGUGCUCAACCAUCUUUACAUGCAGAAGGGAAAGACCAGCCCUUCGGUGGUUGCACUUGGUACGACUCAUCGGUUUUUGGCCAAAUAUGUCACUGUGGUGCUGUACAAGUCUUUGCAGAGGUAAACGUAGAUGGCAUGGACCAUUUAGUCCUCAAAAGCCUUUCGUUAGUUAAUGUGUCUGAGUAGGUAUAGUAAAGAGAUAAAUGCUGAAGCUCAGUCAUGAAGUCGAGAUUGUAGUACAUGUAACGGAACUGCUUGACGGCCAUUUAUCAAACAAUCUGGUUCCCGCAAGUAAAUUAUUUGAUGUUUCUCUUUAGGAAUUUUGUUUAAAUAGAAGGGGAAGUGAUAAUUUGCUAUUAUCACAUGUAGCUGAAAAUAACUUUGGUGAGUUAUGCUAUUUGAAAGCCCAUAUUCACUGCA